AUGUGCGACACCGCACCGCCCAACAACGAGCCGCCGUGUGCCGCGCUGCCGAGUGUCGCGCCGGCCGGUGAUGUGCCGCCGGGAGCCGAGCCGCGGAGGGUCAGAGUCCGCGGAGCCUCGAGGCGCGGGGCGUCAGCGGCAGUGCCGCCUUCCGCGGCGCAAGCGCCUGCGGCGCCCCCGCCCGCUGCGCCGCCAGGUGGGGCGCUGCGAGGGCCCGGAAAGGUCGCGACCGCAUUGCCGGACAACGUCGCGCCCCAGAAAGACUUUGUCCCGCGUCUAACGAAAAAGACUGUUGUAAAUGACUUAACAAAUAAUGAAGAAAAGUCUUUAGAAGGAAAUGAAAUUGAAGUAGCUCAAUUAUUAGAACUUGGUACAGAUACUGGUGACAAUAUUGACACCACGUUCGUGACGAUGCGAAAGCAUUCGAGAUUAGAUAUUGAAGAAAAAGAAAAAGAAAUGGAACAUGAUGAAGAUGAAAAUUGA
This is a messenger RNA of Pectinophora gossypiella (pink bollworm), 483 nucleotides long. Its product is annotated as egl nine homolog 1-like. Bases 1 to 483 code for a protein of 160 amino acids. Lineage: Eukaryota; Metazoa; Arthropoda; Insecta; Lepidoptera; Gelechiidae. The transcript has 2 exons. The record is from RefSeq and is a predicted model, not a curated record.